AGCUCUACGUACAAAAAUCAUAACUUCCUCAAACUCUCCCAACAACCUUCUCCGCUUCUUCUCUCCGUUCCUUACAGAAUUCAGAUAUUCUCUUAAUUAAACAAAUAUAUACGUAAUUCUAAUGAGGAAUAUGUUAUUCAGAUUUGGGGUAUCCUUAUCCCUACUAUCGUUACUCCUGUUUAAGUCCGAAUCCGCCGUUUCUAGCAUAGAUCUAGGUUCUGAAUGGCUGAAAGUCGCCGUAGUCAAUCUAAAACCCGGCCAAAUUCCGAUCACCAUUGCCAUCAACGAGAUGUCCAAGAGAAAAUCCCCCGCCUUAGUAGCAUUCCAAUCCGAAACUCGCUUACUCGCCGAAGAAGCUGCUGGAAUCGUAGCUCGUUAUCCCGACAAGGUGUUCUCCAAUCUCCGAGACAUGGUUGGAAAGCCCUACCGAGACGUCAAGCGUUUCGCGGAUGCAAUGUACCUUCCAUUUGAUGUAGUGGAGGAUUUUAGAGGUGCCGCGAUGAUUCGAGUUUCGGACGACGUUAGUUACUCGGUCGAGGAGUUGUUAGGGAUGAUCCUGAAGUACGCUGCGAAUUUGGCGGAGUUUCAUUCAAAAACGAUGGUUAAAGAUAUGGUGAUAUCGGUGCCGCCGUAUUUUGGACAAGCGGAGAGGAAAGGGCUGAUGACGGCGGCUGAAUUGGCGGGAAUAAACGUGAUUUCGUUGAUAAAUGAGCAUUCGGGGGCGGCAUUGCAGUAUGGGAUCGAUAAGGAUUUCUCGAAUGGUUCGAGGCAUGUGAUUUUUUAUGAUAUGGGUUCGAGUAGUACUUAUGCAGCUCUUGUUUAUUUUUCUGCUUAUAAUGCUAAGGAGUUUGGGAAAACUGUUUCUGCCAAUCAAUUCCAGGUGAAGGAUGUUAGAUGGGACUCGGGACUUGGAGGACAGAACAUGGAAUUACGGCUAGUUGAGUACUUUGCAGAUGAAUUCAAUAAGCAAGUUGGAAACGGGGUUGAUGUGAGGAAGUAUCCCAAGGCAAUGGCUAAAUUGAAGAAACAGGUUAAGCGUACAAAAGAAAUUUUAAGUGCAAAUACUGCAGCUCCAAUAUCUGUUGAAUCUCUUCACGAUGAUCGGGACUUCAGGAGCACCAUAACUCGGGAGAAGUUUGAAGAGCUUUGCGGGGACCUUUGGGAUAAAUCUCUUAUGCCUGUGAAAGAAGUGCUGAAGCAUUCAGGUUUGCAAGCUGAUGAUAUAUAUGCUGUGGAGUUGAUUGGAGGUGCUACUAGAGUUCCAAAGUUGCAGGUUAAGCUCCUGGAAUAUUUUGGAAGGAAAGAUCUGGACAAACAUCUGGAUGCUGAUGAAGCUACUGUUCUUGGUGCAGCACUACAUGCUGCAAAUUUAAGUGAUGGGAUUAAGUUGAACCGUAAGCUGGGGAUGGUUGAUGGUUCCUCCUACAGUUUUUUUAUGGAAUUAGACGGGCCUGAUCUUUCAAAAGAUGGGGAUACCAGGCUUUUACUUGUGCCAAGGAUGAAAAAGCUUCCCAGCAAGAUUUUCAAGUCCUUUAAUCGCAGCAAAGAUUUUGAAUUGUUGCUUGCCUAUGAUAAUGAAGGUCUUUUACCUCCUGGGCUUUCCUCCCCUGUGUUUGCUCAGUUUGCUGUUUCUGGUUUAACAGAUGCAGCCAAUAAGUACUCAUCUCGGAAUUUGUCUUCUCCCAUCAAAACAAAUUUGCAUUUCUCUCUUACUAGAAGUGGAAUUCUUUCUCUGGAUCUAGCAGAGGCUGCUUUUCAAGUAACAGAAUGGAUAGAAGUUCCUAAAAGGAAUUUGACCGUGGAGAAUUCAACCAUUGCUUCUUCCAAUGUAUCUGUUGAUCUUGAUGCUGAAAACACUUCUGAACAAAAUAGCAAUAGCUUGGAGUCAGAUGGAGGGAUCAGUAAUGCAUCUAACAGUACCACUGAACCAAAUACAGUGGAUCUUGGUACAGAAAAAAAACUGAAGAAGAUGACCUUCAGAAUCCCACUCAAGAUAGUGGAGAAAACAAUGGGACCUGGAAUACCUCUUUCAAAAGAAUCUUUGUUGAAUGCUAAAAGUAAAUUGGAAGCAUUGGACAAGAAGGAUGCAGAACGGAGAAGGACAGCAGAAUUAAAAAAUAACCUUGAAGAAUAUAUAUAUGCUACGAAAGAGAAGUUUGAAACAUCUGAAGACUUUGAAAGAAUAUCUUCAAAUGAUGAACGCCAAUCUGGUAUCAAAAAGCUUGAUGAGGUUCAAGAAUGGCUGUAUACUGAUGGUGAAGAUGCAACUGCAACAGAGUUUCAAGAACGCCUAAAUUUGUUAAAAGCUGCCACUGAUCCAAUAUUUUUCCGAUUUAAAGAGUUGACUGCAAGGCCAGAAGCAGUAAAAUUUGCGCGACGAUACCUUACUGAAUUGCAACAGACUAUUCGUGGGUGGGAGGACAAACCUUGGCUGCCAAAAGUUAAAGUAGAGGAGUUGUCGAUCAAUAUUGACAAGUUCAAGACUUGGUUGGAUGAAAAGGAGGCCGAGCAGCAGAAGAUGUCUGGAUUCAGCAUGCCUGUUUUCACAUCUAAAGAAGUCUACGAGAAGGUAACCGGUGUGCAAAACAAGGCUGAUAGCAUUAAGAAAAUCCCCAAGCCAAAGCCUAAAACUGAGAAGCCCAUAAAUAAUGCGGAAACAGAGAAGGAUACCUCUGGAGAUGAAAAACCAGCUGAGGAGUCAGAUAGCUCAAAGAACGAAGAAGAUAAGGUAGAACCAGAGAUGCACGAAGAGCUGUAAUCAGUUUUUAACACAACAAAAAGGACUCUCUUAACUAAUGACGGGCCUUCUGACUUGGUAAGUAGAGAUUGAUUUAAUUCCAGCAAAUUUAGUCUUAUGAAAAAAAUCAUAGUAUUGCUCUACUUUACCCUUUUUUGUGAUUUGAUCGUGGUCGGAUCGAGUCCGGUAGUUCAAAGGCUUCUAAAACAGUUUUGUCUUCUAAAGACACAGAGCAAUGUUAGAAGAUUUGUCAUAAAAAGAGAAGUUUAGUUUUAUUAUCCUUCUCUAAGGAUUUUGGAUGCCAAUAUUAGUUUUAUGUCAAUUACCAUUAUAAUCUGAAGAAA
Molecule: messenger RNA, 3081 nt
Organism: Gossypium arboreum
Lineage: Eukaryota; Viridiplantae; Streptophyta; Magnoliopsida; Malvales; Malvaceae
Product: heat shock 70 kDa protein 17-like
Exons: 14
Coding region: 122-2758 (878 amino acids)
Biological process (GO): negative regulation of hypoxia-induced intrinsic apoptotic signaling pathway; endoplasmic reticulum unfolded protein response; cellular response to hypoxia
Cellular component (GO): endoplasmic reticulum chaperone complex
Molecular function (GO): ATP-dependent protein folding chaperone; ATP binding
Source: RefSeq, a predicted model, not a curated record